AUGGCUUGGUCACAGCUGGAACCCACGGGUCCACAUUUGUCGUACCUCAUCAUCACCUCGUUUCUCAUCUUGUAUGCGUUGUUUUCGUUGAUGAUACGAAACCGUCUACAUCUUUCCGAACCCCCACUCGCAACCCUCUUUGGCAUUAUCGUGGGACCUCGUGGACUCGGUUUUAUCGACCCGAAUUCGUGGGGAUUUGGAGAUGAUAUCAUGCAAGAAACCACCCGCGUCAUUGUCGGCAUCCAAUGUUUUGCCGUUGGUCUCGAGCUUCCAGAUGGCUACAUCGGCAAGAAGUGGCGCGGCCUGCUCGUUCUUCUGGGUCCCGUCAUGACCAUUGGCUGGCUCAUCUGUGCAGGCUUCAUCAUGAUCAUCUUCGACGUGGACAUUGCGACUGCCUUGACCAUCUCAGCCUGUCUUACUCCCACAGAUCCGGUCCUUGCUGCCUCUGUUCUCUCAAACUCUCAGUUCAGCGAGCGUGUGCCGAAACGCAUCCGUGACUUGCUCAGCGCGGAGAGUGGGUGUAACGAUGGCGUGUCUUUUCCCUUUUUGUUCAUGGGACUGAGCCUGAUCACUAAGAGCACAGCGGGCGGGGUUUUCAAGAAGUGGUUCCUAAUCACUAUUCUAUACCAAUGCGUGGUUGGCAUUGCUCUGGGGCUUCUGCUUGGCUUCCUCUUCAACCGGCUCUAUCGCUUCUCGGAAAAACGCCAGAUGAUUGGUCCAGCGUCCUAUCUCGCAUUCUACCUCCUCGCAGCUGUUUUCUGCAUCGGUCUUGCAUCCACUCUCGGCGUCGACGACUUCCUUGUAGCCUUCUGCGCAGGCCGCGGCUUCAGCCAUGGCGGCAACUCACCAACAGAGAACACAACCCUUCCCGUCAUCAUCGACCUCAUGAUCAACUCGGCAUUCUUCGUCUUCUUCGGCGCAAUGGUACCAUGGGAGACAUUCCGCGCACUUGACCCCAUCACCCCACUCCGACUUAUCGGCCUUUUGGCAGUAGUUCUGCUCCUCCGCCGCAUCCCCAUCGUCUUCACACUAUACAAGUGCAAACUGCUUCCCCUCGUCCGUACAACCACCGAAGCCCUCUUCGUAGGCCACUUUGGUCCCAUGGGCGUGGGUGCGCUGUUUCUUGCCAUCGAAGCCCGGGCCCAGCUGGAGACUGAUACUUCACUCCCUCUUCCUCAACCACCCAAGCACUUGCCAACAGAUAGGCAGCGCACGGUUGCCAUGAUCUGGCCCAUUGUCAGUUUUGUGGUGCUGGGCAGCAUUUUUGUCCAUGGCCUCAGCACGUUGGUCAUUAGCGUUGGCGGACACUUUUCUCGUCGGGAAGGCGAGCGUGCACCAUUGAUUGGGGCGGAGAGAGAGGGGCUCAGCGGUAUGCUGUUUGAUGGGGACAGCGAGGAUGAGUAG
Plenodomus lingam JN3 is the source of this 1404-nucleotide messenger RNA. RefSeq lists its product as uncharacterized. NCBI's taxonomy places the organism in Eukaryota, Fungi, Ascomycota, Dothideomycetes, Pleosporales, Leptosphaeriaceae. The record is from RefSeq and is a predicted model, not a curated record. Gene Ontology annotation, molecular function: sodium:proton antiporter activity. Gene Ontology annotation, biological process: sodium ion export across plasma membrane; proton export across plasma membrane; regulation of membrane potential. Gene Ontology annotation, cellular component: plasma membrane.